AUGGGCUUUGCAGGGCUCUGGCGCGGCAACUUCUCCAACGUCAUGAGGGUUGUCCCAACCUACGGCGCCAGGUUCUGGCUCUUCACUUAUUUCGACAGCAGAUUAGUUGUCGCGCAGAACGACACCAGGCAUUUCAUCUCUGGCGGUUUGGCCGGGGUUGGAGCUUUACUGCUGACCCAUCCGCUGGAUACCGUGCGCACACGUUUGGCUGCUGCCCGGAUCUUCGCAGAUGAGCUGUCCUAUCGGGGCUUCAUGGACUGCGUGCGGCAGACCUGGCACCGUGGUGGCGUGGCUGGGCUCUAUGUGGGGUGCCUCGCCAGUAUGCUGGAAAUCGCGCCCUACACCGCCAUCGCCUUCACCAGCUACGAAGGCCUGAAGCAGCGCCUGCUUCCUGGCACCACCACGCAGAGCUCCAGCAUUUGGUGCCGCCGUGUCUUCGCAGGCCUCUGCAGUGGGGUGGCCGCCACCACUUUUUGCUAUCCCCUGGACACGGUGCGACGGCAGCUCAUGCUGGAUGGGGCACUGGGCUUUGAUUCCAGAUACAAUGGCAGUAUUUGGCAGUGCUGCCGAUACCUCUGGUCGCAGGGAGGGAUUUUGCCCUUCUAUCGCGGAUGGACGGUAACCUUAAUGAAGAGCGUGCCCUCGGUGUCCAUCACCUUCCUGACCAAAGAUAUGCUGCUCAGCGAGCUUGGCAGAUUCACUUAG
Molecule: messenger RNA, 705 nt
Organism: Cladocopium goreaui
Lineage: Eukaryota; Dinophyceae; Suessiales; Symbiodiniaceae
Source: the annotation of a GenBank genome assembly